Molecule: messenger RNA, 1353 nt
Organism: Haemonchus placei
Lineage: Eukaryota; Metazoa; Nematoda; Chromadorea; Rhabditida; Trichostrongylidae
Source: the annotation of a GenBank genome assembly
AUGGCCCCGAUGGCAAAUCCGGCUCCGCCUGUGGAGAAAAUGGAAGUUGAUGAACCGGCAAAAGCGGAAGAGAAAGAAACACCCAAAGAUCUGAACGCAAUUGCCGUUGAAAGUGGGUUUUGUCAUGGUAUUACUCUCAACACUAAUCUUUUGCUAUUUGUUUUACUCUGGAAAUCUGUUGCUAUAGACAUCAAAGAACACUGUGCUCUACUGGACAAGGGGGAUGUUCAUUUUGUGGGACGCGUACUACAAGUGGUGCAUAAAACAAGAAAGCAAUGUAAUGCUGAGGUUUUGCACCGCCUGCUUUCGAGCCAAUUGACUUCACCAUCACUGCAUAAGGAUGCCCUCCUAGCAUGGGUGCCGUCUCCUCGACCAACUCGCAAAACGGCAUCUCCUUCUGCCGAAUCAGAACUUUAUAUUCACCUUCUUGUUCUUCUUUAUCUUGUGGAUGGAAAUAGGUUAGACGAUGCAAAGAAGUGUGCAGAGAUGUUGAUUGCUCGUGCUGACGCACUUGAUAAACGAUCUCUUGAUCCUAUGGUGGCAAAGGCUAUUUUCUAUCUUGCUCUAAUCUACGAGCGGCAGCACAAGCUACAUGAACUUGGCUGCUUCCUCAACUCUCGGUUGCGUACAGCAACCCUUCGUCAUCAACGAGAAUCACAAGCAGUGCUCAUAUACACCCUUCUUCGUUGUUACCUCAUCAAUAAGCAGUUCCAAUCUGCAGCGAAACUUGUUUCAAAGGUUACGUUCCCAGAAGGAGCUAGCAACAAUGAUCUCGCUCGGUUUUUGUACUACCAAGGCCGCAUAAAAGCUCUGCAGCUUGAUUACACUGCUGCAGCAGGGUACUUUUUGCAGGCAAUGCGCAAGGCACCACAGGAGGCCGCUAUUGGUUUUAAACAGAAUGUGCAGAAAUGGGUCAUUGUCAUUGGUUUGCUUCAGUUCGAAAAAGACGAAACGCUUACAUUGAUCGUUCGUCUUCGGCAAAAUGUCAUCAAAACUGCAGUCAAACAAAUAUCGCUGGCUUAUUCUCGAAUCACGAUCAAGGACAUAGCAAAGAAAUUGUGCAUGAGCAAUGAGGUUGAGACAGAGUAUAUGGUAGCGAAAGCUAUAGCGGAUGGUGCAAUUGAUGCAGUGAUUACAUGUGAUACAAAAGAUGGUGCUAGGUUCAUGAGGAGUUCCGAAACAGUUAAUGUUUACACUACAACUGAGCCACAAUUGCAUUUUGACAGUAGGAUUAGGUAUUGCUUAGAGCUGCAUAAUCAAGCCGUGAAAGCGCUCCGAUUUCCACCGAAAAACAAGUGUGAUGAGUUGGAGUUUGCGAAAGAGAUGGCUGAUGAAGACGACGAGGAUUUCUAA